Balaenoptera musculus (blue whale) is the source of this 1931-nucleotide messenger RNA. It is a transcript of the gene GPD1L, whose product is annotated as glycerol-3-phosphate dehydrogenase 1 like. Gene Ontology annotation, biological process: glycerol-3-phosphate catabolic process; carbohydrate metabolic process. The transcript has 10 exons. Gene Ontology annotation, cellular component: cytosol; glycerol-3-phosphate dehydrogenase (FAD) complex. Lineage: Eukaryota; Metazoa; Chordata; Mammalia; Artiodactyla; Balaenopteridae. Bases 1 to 1647 code for a protein of 548 amino acids. The record is from RefSeq and is a predicted model, not a curated record. Gene Ontology annotation, molecular function: glycerol-3-phosphate dehydrogenase [NAD(P)+] activity; protein homodimerization activity; NAD binding.
AUGGAGGUGAAGGAUCUGGACCCUAUGGGAAUAGAGGAAGACCAUGAGGAGGCCAGUCCUGCCAAGCCAGUGGGUGACGGCGACGCCGCCCGCGUCCAGGUCUCCCCCUCCCUAGAGCUCAGCCCCGGCAGCUCUUCCCGAGAGGGUUGGAGUGGGGGGCACCCGGGCCAGCCGGGUCAGGACUGCUCCGCGGGGAGGCUGGUGCAGCCCCCGGCGCCCGGAGCGCGAGUCAGUGCGCAGCCGCCCGGGGAGGCAAGGGGCGCGGCGGGAGAGUCGAUCCAGGGGGCGCGGACUACAAGUCCCGACAGGCCUCGGGCAGGGCUGGGCGGUGCCGGAGCGGGGCCGGGAGGCCAGCCGGGCCCGGGCGUGCGCGGUGGUUCUCGGGAGUGGCGGGGCGGGUCCUCCCGGCUGUCAGCUGUGGCCCUGGGCGCUCGGGCGGGGGUGGUAGCGGCCAUUGGCCGAGAGGCGGGAGGGGCUGGGCUGCCGCGAGCCGCAGCGGGUUCAGGCCGAGCGGGAGGAGGCGGAGCGGGGCGGAGGCGGCGGGCGGCGGGCCGGGGAGGCGCGCGCCGGUCUGCUGCGUUCCGGCCUGGCCAUGGCAGCGGCGCCCCUGAAGUGUGCAUCGUGGGCUCGGGGAACUGGGGUUCAGCUGUUGCAAAAAUAAUUGGUGAUAAUGUCAAGAAACUUCAGAAGUUUGCCUCCACGGUCAAGAUGUGGGUCUUUGAAGAAACGGUUAAUGGGAGAAAACUGACAGACAUCAUAAAUAAUGACCAUGAAAAUGUAAAAUAUCUCCCUGGACACAAGCUGCCAGAAAACGUGGUUGCUGUUGCGAACCUCAGCGAGGCCGUGCAGGACGCAGACCUGCUGGUGUUUGUCAUCCCCCACCAGUUCAUCCACCGGAUCUGCGAAGAGAUCACCGGGAGGGUGGCCAAGGACGCGCUGGGCAUCACCCUCAUCAAGGGCAUAGACGAGGGUCCUGAGGGGCUGAAGCUCAUUUCCGACAUCAUCCGAGAGAAGAUGGGCAUUGACAUCAGCGUGUUGAUGGGAGCCAACAUUGCCAAUGAGGUGGCUGCUGGGAAAUUCUGUGAGACCACCAUCGGCAGCAAGGUAAUGGAGAACGGCCUUCUCUUCAAAGAACUUCUGCAGACUCCAAAUUUUCGAAUUACAGUGGUGGAUGACGCGGACACGGUUGAAGUGUGCGGUGCUCUGAAGAACAUUGUGGCCGUGGGAGCCGGGUUCUGCGACGGCCUCCGCUGUGGCGACAACACCAAAGCCGCUGUUAUCCGCCUGGGGCUCAUGGAAAUGAUCGCCUUUGCCAGGAUCUUCUGCAAGGGCCAGGUGUCCACGGCCACCUUCCUGGAGAGCUGCGGCGUGGCUGAUCUGAUCACCACCUGCUAUGGGGGCCGGAACCGCAGGGUGGCCGAGGCCUUUGCCAGGACCGGAAAGACCAUCGAAGAAUUGGAGAAGGAGAUGCUGAAUGGGCAGAAGCUGCAAGGACCUCAGACUUCGGCCGAGGUGUACCGCAUACUCAAACAGAAGGGGCUGCUCGACAAGUUUCCAUUGUUCACUGCAGUGUACCAGAUCUGCUACGAAGGCAGGCCCGUUCAAGAGAUGUUGUCUUGUCUCCAGAGCCAUCCAGAGCAUAUAUAAAGUGAAUCUUGCAACCUGUCAGGGAAAGGCCUGCCUUUCCGAUCAGUCAUUUGGAUUCAGAUGGAAACCGGGACUUGGCAACAAGAUGUUUGCUUGACCGUAAUCCCAUCAUGGAUGUGUAUGAAUUUUUACAGGUUCAUUUUUGAAUUGCGAAAUGAAGUUCAUUAGCUAAGAUGUUACUGGGCAACAUCUAGAUGCACAUAUAUGAACGUGUGAGUGUGUGUUCCUUUUUCAUUCUGUGGAUGUUUCUAUGAACCAAAAUUAAAGGCCCUUUUUAAAAAUCA